AUGGCGAACUCGCCGUCGCAGAGCCGGAGCGCAGCCUCGUCCACCUCUGCCGGCCGAGACUCCCUUUCGCAUUCCAGAGACCGCCGCGAUCCCGCCCCCUCCGACUCCGCCUCCAACGCCGCCGACCCCGUCCCGGUUGAGACACUAGUGGAACACCUGCUCGCCGCCAAACGCUCCCUCUCGUCCAUGACGGCCGUCCUGCGCGCCAACGAGAUCACCACCGACGCCCGCCAGGCUCAUGAGGAGGCCGUCGUCCUGUACGCCGAGAGCCAGUUCCUGAAGCGCGCCAUCGCGGAGCAAUUGGCGCUGCUGAUGAAGGUCCGCCGCGGCCUGAAGAGGACCUACGAUGCGGGCAAGCGCGACUUCAAGAACCUCGUCAAGACGAUGGAUGCGACCAACGAGAAGCUGCAGGAUACCAUGGCGAUGCUCAAGAACACGACCGUCGAGUCUGUCUUCAGGCCGCCCGGGGAGGAGCGGCGGAAUCUGAUGGAUUUCGUGGACGAGAAGAGCGUCCACGUCAUGGUCGAGGCUCUGAAGCAGAGCCUCGGCGAGCUGCAGGCUAUCCAAACCUCAUUUGAUGGCGACCUCCUCCGAUUCGAUGACGACCUACGAGCCUUGAAAAAGACGAUAACGACGACACCCUUACCCCGAUCGCUGUCGAACUCCUCCCAUCAUGACCCGAUCCCCGAGCUGCUGGUGUCGCUCGUCGAACACUCGCACUGCAUGGCGCAGCUUCUCACAUCCCUCACAAAACACUUUGACCUCUGCGUCACGGCGGUGCGGACGACCGAAGGCGGCGCGGCCCUCGCACGCCGCAGGGCGGCGGAGGUGACGCAGUCCCAGGGCGGCGACGGCGUCUCGAUAUCGGGCGUCAUCGCCGACCAGGAGUCGCACAUGCCGGACCUCGAGCCCAUCACGACGCAGGACCGCGCCGACAUGCUGGACAUCGUCGUCAGCGACGCGGCCGAGGUCGACAGCGUGAUCCAGGAGAUCAACGAGCGGCUGCACGCGAUGGAGGAGGACUUUGCGGCGCUCACGGCGCAGACGGGGCAGACCAAGGCGGCGUUCCUCGGCACGCUGGACGCCUUCACGGCGCUCGAGGACAUUGGCGGCCGCGUGCCGAGCUACAUCGCCAGCGAGGCCGAGUUCCUGCAGCGGUGGGAGGACGAGCGGUUCACCAUCUACGGCAAGCUCGGGGAGAUGGACGACCUGAGGGACUUUUACGAAAAGUACGCCGGUGCGUACGACAACCUGAUCCUGGAGGUCGAGCGGCGGCGGUUGGUGGAGGACAAGAUCCAGAACAUCUGGCGCAAGGCCAAGGACAGCGUCGACAAGCUUGUCGAGAACGACAGGCGCGAGCGCGAGGGGUUCCGCCAGGAUAUCGGCGAGUUCAUCCCGACAGACCUCUGGCCCGGUAUGGACGCGGGGAUGAAGAGGAUGGAGCUCGUGGCCGUGGCCGACGACGGGUCCGCGGAGGAGGAUGCGGGCGGCGGCGGGUCGCGGAGCACACCGGCGCUGGACCGGAGCGUUGUGGAUGCGGCGCGGGACAGGUUGGAGCGAAGCCAGCAGCGGUAG
Messenger RNA from Colletotrichum gloeosporioides, 1575 nucleotides. Its product is annotated as Autophagy-related protein 17. Gene Ontology annotation, cellular component: phagophore assembly site; Atg1/ULK1 kinase complex. Gene Ontology annotation, biological process: autophagy of peroxisome; autophagosome assembly; piecemeal microautophagy of the nucleus. The transcript has 2 exons. Bases 1 to 1575 code for a protein of 524 amino acids. The record is from RefSeq and is a predicted model, not a curated record. Gene Ontology annotation, molecular function: molecular adaptor activity; protein kinase activator activity. Lineage: Eukaryota; Fungi; Ascomycota; Sordariomycetes; Glomerellales; Glomerellaceae.